Molecule: messenger RNA, 1620 nt
Organism: Vigna angularis (adzuki bean)
Lineage: Eukaryota; Viridiplantae; Streptophyta; Magnoliopsida; Fabales; Fabaceae
Product: serine/threonine-protein kinase WAG1
Exons: 1
Coding region: 14-1468 (484 amino acids)
Biological process (GO): protein phosphorylation
Cellular component (GO): plasma membrane; nucleus; cytoplasm
Molecular function (GO): protein serine/threonine kinase activity; ATP binding
Source: RefSeq, a predicted model, not a curated record
ACCACCAACGUUAAUGUCUCAGAAACAGAACUGCACUCUCGUACCCACAACAACAGCCAUGGAAGAACCCACAUUAUUGUUCCCAGACACAGACCUGGAUCUCAGUUUUACCAGCACCACCACCGACCGCACCAGCGCCCGAACAAGCCUCGCCCGAUCCAGCAGCCUCACACUCAGCUUCAACGAUCGUAUCUCCACUGCCGAGCCCUCCAUCUCAGUCGUAAACCGUCACCCCCACCGGAGCUCCGACCCCAACUGGUCCGCCAUCCAAGCCGCCACCAUGCUCUCCUCCGACGGCCGCCUCCACCUCCGCCAUCUUAAGCUGCUCCGCCACCUCGGCUCUGGCAACCUCGGCCGCGUCUUCCUCUGCCGCCUGCGCGACUACGACGGCGCCAACUUCGCCCUCAAAGUCGUCGACAAAGACCUCCUCACCCCCAAAAAACUCUCCCACGCGGAAACCGAGGCCGAAAUCCUCCACUCGCUCGACCAUCCCUUCCUCCCCACACUCUACGCGCGCAUCGACGUCUCGCACUACACGUGCCUCCUCAUCGACUACUGCCCCGCCGGCGAUCUCCACUCCCUCCUCCGCAAACAGCCACAGCACCGCCUCACCCUCUCGGUAGCGCGUUUCUUCGCCGCUGAGGUCCUCGUCGCCCUUGAGUACCUCCACGCUCUCGGAAUCGUCUACCGCGACCUUAAACCCGAGAACGUUCUCUUGCGCGAAGACGGCCAUGUCAUGCUCUCGGAUUUCGAUCUCUGCUUCAAAUCUGACGUGGCACCCAGCCUCACAUUUCAGACCCACAACAAACCCUCUCGAGUGGGCCCCACCGACGGUUGCUUCAGUUGUAACUGUCUUCCCUACAGACAACACCACCAGACUUUCCUUGCAGAGUUCAUUGCGGAACCCGUGGCGGCGUUUUCACGGUCUUGCGUCGGGACGCACGAGUACCUCGCGCCUGAGCUUGUCUCGGGUAACGGUCACGGUAACGGCGUUGACUGGUGGGCUUUUGGGGUUUUCCUCUACGAGUUGCUGUACGGGACAACGCCGUUUAAGGGCUGCAACAAAGAGAACACACUGCGCAACAUAGCGUCGUGUAAGGACGUGAGAUUCGUCCACGUGUCGGAAGGAGAAGAGCCUGGGAUGACUGAGGCUAGGGAUUUGAUUGAGAAGCUGUUGGUGAAGGAUCCAAGGAGGAGGCUAGGGUGCGCCAAGGGUGCCACUGAUGUUAAACGACACCCAUUUUUCGACGGCAUUAAGUGGCCCUUGAUUAGAACUUACCGGCCACCGGAAGUGAAGGGCUUGGUGAGAAGGAACAGGUCGCACGUGAGUGAUCACGUGAGUUACAGGAGGAAGAGGUGGUCGUGGAAGAGACUUUCCCAUGUCCUUCGGAAAUGUAAUUUGAUUUCAAACUAUAGUAAUAAUAAUAACAAUUGUUAUCACUAUGUUGAUAGUUAUAAGGUUAAUUAGUUUGGUGAGAUAGACAUUGGAAGAACAUAUGAAGGAUAGUGUGAUCACAUACUUUCCAAUUUUGGGCGUGCAGUAAGUGUAGUUUUUCCAGACACAGGUUUGCUGGUGUACAUCAAUUACAUACAAUAUAUAAAUAUUCAUUUCUUCCCUUC